AUGCCAUCGUCUGCUAUCACGCCCAUCGUUAGACAGGCGAUCAAGCUCCGCCUGAAGGAGUUGGAACAUACCAAACAGUCCUUCGAGCAGCGAUAUCUCCUAGAUGCGAAGCAGUCUGAAGAACCCAGUGUUGUCAGAAGAAUCGAAGGGCUUUUGGAAGGGAUCGAAAACCUUGAUCCAAAGUUUGACAAGCAGAAUGGUAACUGGACGUCAGAAACCACCAAGCGAUGUAUUGAACAAGCCCGUGAUGGUGGGAUCGUUACCGAGAAUAAGCUGCUGAAGCUUGAGAAGGGUCUCCUGGAUCAGCUGACCAGGUUCCGGAAUCGCAUGGAAGUAUCGUGCCUACAUUCGCGACUCAUAAGAGAGGCUCUGGACGCGGAGACGGACAUGGCCGUGGAAGAUGAUUUCGACGUUAUUGAUGACGACCGUGAAGAUGCUCUGAAAGAUUUUGAAGGGACAUGUUCGCAGCAGACAACUGUGGAUAGCUCCUCGAUUAAUGAAUAUCUUUCAGGCUUAUUCGCAGGCGAAGAAGACCAUUUGCAAGCUAUUCGCAACGGAAUGCGAGCAUACGGAAGUGAUCUUAGCAACGGAAACAUUGAAGUCGAUCAAGAAACUCUCAAAUGA
Messenger RNA from Alternaria burnsii, 624 nucleotides. RefSeq lists its product as uncharacterized. Bases 1 to 624 code for a protein of 207 amino acids. The record is from RefSeq and is a predicted model, not a curated record. The transcript has a single exon. Lineage: Eukaryota; Fungi; Ascomycota; Dothideomycetes; Pleosporales; Pleosporaceae.